Messenger RNA from Mangifera indica (mango), 2959 nucleotides. RefSeq names its product peptidyl-prolyl cis-trans isomerase CYP95-like. Bases 203 to 2707 code for a protein of 834 amino acids. The transcript has 14 exons. Gene Ontology annotation, biological process: protein peptidyl-prolyl isomerization. Gene Ontology annotation, molecular function: peptidyl-prolyl cis-trans isomerase activity. Lineage: Eukaryota; Viridiplantae; Streptophyta; Magnoliopsida; Sapindales; Anacardiaceae. The record is from RefSeq and is a predicted model, not a curated record.
GAGAAUAUGUAUUAAAAUUUGAGGACACAUGGAUAACUUCCCUAGCGAGCAGAAGCAGCCAGGCUCAUUUUAAAGGGCGAUUAGGUUUGGUUCUCGAAAGCUUUUUGUUCUUUUUUCGUACCGUUGCAUUAUUUUUGUGGCUCUGCAUUUCUCAGAUAGAUCAUUGUUAAGCUAGCUUGAUUUUUGAUAUUGGAAAGCCUAGAUGGCAAAGAAGAAGAAUCCGCUGGUUUUUAUGGACGUUUCAAUUGAUGGUGAUCCUGUAGAAAGAAUGGUUUUUGAGCUGUUUGCUGAUGUUGCUCCUAAGACUGCAGAAAAUUUUCGAGCACUUUGUACAGGGGAAAAGGGAAUUGGUCCAAAAACUGGGAAACCACUGUGCUAUAAGGGGUCCUUUUUUCAUCGCAUCAUUAAAGGUUCCAUGGCUGAGGGUGGUGAUUUUGUGAAACGAGAUGGGACUAGUGGUGAAAGCAUUUUUCAUGGAAACUUUCCAGAUGAGUCACCCAGGCUAAAACAUGAUGGACCUGGUCUCUUGUCUAUGUCUGUUGCUGACCGUGACUCAUUAGGAUCUCAUUUUAUCAUCACCUUUAAGGCUAAUCAUAAUCUUGACAGGAAAUAUGUAGUCUUUGGGGAGCUUGUGCAGGGGAAAGAGGUAUUGAAAAAAAUUGAAAAUGCUGGUGAUGAAGAAGGGAGGCCAACUGUGACAGUGAAGAUAAUCAAUUGUGGUGAAUUUGGUGAUGAUCAAAGGAAAGGAAACAAACCGAAGAUGGUGAAGGCUGCUUCCUUGGAUGAUAGCAAUGAUGAACUGAGGAGGAAGGGAAAGAAUAAAAAAUACUCUAACAAGAGGAAGAAGCGGAGAAGAUACUAUUCCUCUGAUUCAGAGAGUUCCUCAGACUCAGAGAUGGAUUCGUCUGAUUCUGAUAGCGAUUCUGAUUCAUAUUUGUCCUCCUCGUCUGACAUUAGUUCUUCAAGUGAUGACAAGCGUAAAAAAAGAAAGAGAUCUUCUAAACGGGACAAAAAUAGACGUGGAAAACGAAGGGAUAGACGGCAUGACAAGAAGCGGAAGAGGCGUGAUAGGAGAUCCAAGCGCAGAUCAAGGAGGUCAUUGGAUAGUACUACAGAUACUGGAAGUGAUAGUAAAAGUUAUAGCAGCAGUAAAGAUGGUGAUCUUGAUGUUCAAGCUAAAGAUAAAAAGCGGAAGGUCCCUACUCAGAAAUCUGUUGGUAAUAGGUCUGCUUUACCUGUGGAAAAGGAAGCUGCUUCCCUCCGGCAGCAAAAGAGGGAGGAUGACAUGUUUGAAAAGGAGGGUGAAGAAACUCUCAAGGAAAAUGGGGAACAGCAGAGCAAUGGCAUUGGAGCAGAUGUUAAAUCUGACAGAAGUACGGAUAGACAACCUGAUGUGGUAGAUGAUCACCCAGGAAAAUCUAGGAGCCGAAGCAUGAGUCCUAGGAGGACCAUGAGUAAGAGUAUUAGUCCCAGGAGGAGUCUGAGCAGGAGUCGUAGUAUGGGUAGGACUCCCAGUGUGAGUAGAAGCCCACCUCAGCUGAGAAGAAGUAUCAGCAGAAGUCCUCUUCGAAGCAGCAACAGUAGUAGCCCACCUAGAAGCAACGGUAGAAGCCCAUUGAGGAGCAGAAAAGAAAGGAGCAUCAGUGAGAGCCCAGUGAGAGUUCGCUCUCGGAGAAGCUUGAGUCAGAGCCCUGUGAGGUCCCUAUCCCGAAGAACUAAAAGCAGGAGCCCUCAGAGGACAUCAUUGCGAAAUUCAAUUAGCAAAAGCCCCAUAAGAGUUUCUAAAAGAAGCAUAAGCAGAAGCCCAGUUCGAUCCUCUUGGAGAAGUGUAAGUAGAAGCCCAAUUCGAUCUUCUCAGAGAAGCAUUAGCAGGAGCCCAGUUCGAUCCUCUCAGAGAAACAUUAGCAGGAGCCCAGUUCGAUCCUCUCGGAGAAGCAUAAGCAGAAGCCCAGUUCGAUCCUUUCGGAGAAGCAUAAGCAGAAGCCCAGUUCGAUUUUCUCGAAGAAGCAUAAGCAGAAGUUCAGGCAGGGCUGCUUCCCGGAGAAGUAUUAGUCGAAGCCCAAUUAAAACUCCAAGCAGGACUAAUCGUCGCACUUACUCUAGAAGCCCUAGUCCUGUACGUAGGGCAAGGUCUCCCUCUGAUCGAAGAAGUUUGUCCAGGAGUGUUUCCCCUGAGGGCUCGCCCAAGCGCAUCAGAAGGGGUAGAGGUUUCAGUCAACGUUAUUCGUAUGCUCGACGAUAUCGAACCCCUUCACCUGAUCGUUCUCCAGUCAGGUCUUACCGUUAUGGUGGUAGAAGUGACCGCGGCAGGUAUUCAAGUUACAGAAGGUACUCACCUAGGCGAUUUAGAAGUCCUCCAAGAGGAAGAACUCCACCCAGAUACAGAGGCAGGAGAAGCCAGAGCCGUAGUCUAUCUGUAUCACGUAGCCCUCGUUACCGAAGCCGUCGCUAUAGCCGUAGCCGUAACUCCAUCAAUGGUCGGUCCCCAGCUGAGAUGUCUAGAUCUCGAUUGUCUCCACGGACUGACAGGAGGAGGUCACCUUCUCGUAGUAGGAGUCCUUCAGAAUCUAGGUCUUCUUUGGACUCUCAGUCACCAAAGCGGAGUAGCAAAGCAAGGUCAAAGUCUUCUGAUAGCCCAGAUGGGAAGAAAGGGCUGGUCUCUUAUGAAGAUGCUUCUCCAGAUUCAGGCGGUGAACCAUCUAAAUAAUUGUCGUUUGUCAUGGUGUUGAGCUGGCUUGUGACUUUUUUAGUCGUAUGACUUCUAAGUGCUGGUUACGCAUAUUAUGCUUGGCAGAGUUUCAAUUUUUAGGUGAUGGAACAUGCAGUUUGGUUUAGAUUCAGAUUUGGUUUGUUGUUUAAGAGUAUAAAUAUUCGAAUAAUGACAUUUUUGGUUUCAGAGACAAGAAGAAAUUAAAGAAAUAGUUAAGUCUGGUUGUCCCACCUAUGGGGCUUGUGACAA